CUAUCCACUGUGGAUGGCAGCGAUGGCCAGCUUGUUGUCCUGCUGCAUGCACACUAUGAGCGGGCCCCCGACGCUGCUACAUUGCUCAGGCACAGCAGACUCCAGCAGGCUGCGUGUGUCGGCAUCCAGGCCGAGCAGCUGCAAGAACACCGCCCUGCACCUGAGCUGCAGCAGCGAUCUCAUACUCGAACAGGCGAACUCGACAAACUCGGAGACGCCGGCGGGAACUGAGGGAUUGGACACGCAGACAGACAGACAGACAGACAGACAGGCAGACAUUCACAUACAGGUCUCUCAGUGGGUCUGUCUACUCACCCUCCCACAUACCCACCCACCCACCCACCUGUGAGAUCGACACCCAGUGUUGUGAUGUGUGGGAAUUCAUCUGCAUGGUCCCCUAUGCUGAUGACAUCCCCGCUGCCCAACCCCCGGAUAGCAAUCGCAGUCACCAUGUCAAACUCCCGCUCCCACCCGAUCGCCUUGAUGGCCUCCACCGCCCACUCCUCGGUCAUGUCACUGGUGUUGAGUCGCCGCAAGUUGGGCAUCUUGCUGGCCAGCUGGAUGCCGGCCGCCAAUGCCGUGUGCUUGUCGAGUGACAAGAACGACGCCUGCGGCAUGGGCUGGAUCUGUUCGAUGAGGGCGGGUGCAGGGUUGGUGGGGGCGGGCUGUGCAGGCUGGUCGCCACCGAGCACAGUCACACUCGUGGCCUUGUUGAAUGCAAGGCCUCUGGCCAUGUCGAGCAUCGCAGGCGUGACCGGGGUGGCGAGGUGGAACUCAACGUCCACGAGCACCCGAGCCGCCUGGUCGGCCAGCUGGCGCAGGACAGUCUCGAGGAUGAGAGAGGGGGCAGCGGGGAAGAGGGGGCAGUACAGGACGCUCAGGUGAAAUCGCGGAGCAGCACUGGUGAAGCUGAUGGGGACGUCUCCGAUGCACACCGCACUGGCGAAUGACUGGAGGGCCACGGCUAUGUCGAACACCCCUGGGCCCACAAUCGACUCGUCGACGAAGUUGACCUUCAGCGACCUGAGGGAACGACGACAGCCUCGUGCCACGAGGGUCGACCCCAGCUCCUAAGAAAGGAAAACAGACAGGAACAUAGUAAGCAUCAUUGCAUCUGUCGUCCAUUGCGUGUUAGCAGCCUGCUGACCUGCAACCGUGUGCACCAUACUGUCAAUACCUCUGGAUCCAUCAGGUCGCCGGGGACCUCAAUCGUCCCGAUAUCCUCCAAGUUCGCCAGUGGCCCCGGCUGUCCCUCCUCUGCUGCGACAGGCACCUCCUCCAGCACCUCGGCCUUCUGGUCGACCGUCGAGGGCACGUCGAACACCCUCAGGCACCGCGACGAGCCGACGAGUGGUCCCAGUGUGUCGAUGUGCUCGUGCGCCUGCACCCGCUCCAGCGACGGGGCGCGCCAGCCGCGGUUUCCGAUGCCGCGAUGGUGGGCAGUGAGGCCGCUAAUGGAUGUGAGGGCGGGGAGGGAGGGGGGCGGGGCACACACAGGGGGUAGGGUGGGGUUUUUUGAUCCGCCCGACGGACAGCAUAUCGACCUCGCUGAGCUCAGCCGCCUCAAAUGUGAUUGCCGUGAGUGAGCCGUCAGGGAUGUCGGCCGCCUCUCCCCGCCUCUCUGCCUCUCCCCUCUUCUCUGCGACCAUCGCUGUGCGGCCCUCUGUGUGGCCUUCGAUGAGCGCCGUGAUGACGUUCAGACACCAGGCCCCCCCGCCAGCCGGGUGACAGCACCAGAUGCGGGUGAGUUUGGGCAUGCGGCCGCCCCACGUCUUGGCCACGUUGACGGGCAUCGUCUGCCAGAAGGCCCUGUCGGCGGCCCUGGAGGAGUCGAUGUCGAGCUGGCGGCACUGAGCCCCGGCCCCCAUGGCGAUGCUGUUGUUGAAGAGCGGCCACACGCCAUAGCCCGAGAUGUGAAUGAGAUCCUCACACGACAAACGCCUCCCAGCCUACAACAGCAAGAAGAUCCAGGAUUGUCGAAUGCAUCAAAUUUGGCCUGCUGCCGGUCUUACCGGUCCUUCAUUGAUUGGUCGUCGUCCCGACUGAUGGACCAAACGAAACGACGUGCCUGUGGCGCUACUCAU
Molecule: messenger RNA, 2084 nt
Organism: Vitrella brassicaformis
Lineage: Eukaryota; Vitrellaceae
Source: the annotation of a GenBank genome assembly